AUAUUGGCGGCAUUGGGUAAAAGCGGUUGUGGUUCAUUGAAAAUAACGCUAAGCAGAGUUUUUUUUUAAUAACAAAAUUAUUAUAAUUAAAAUUCCCCAUGACGAGAAAACAAAAUGAAUAAAAAAAUAAACAAAAAAAGCAAACCAAUAAACAAAUAGACUAGCCAAAAAAUUACGUAUUUCGGAGCAGUUAAUUUUUAUUUUUUCAAUUCAGUGUUUGGUUAAAAGCUGGUAUGGAUUAACCAUAGCUAAAACAAGAUACUUUUUGAUAAACAUAAAUAAAGAGCAAAAAAUUAACAAAGCAAAGUAAAGAACCGCAUUUUAAGUUAAAUUUGAGAAUUAGUCUCCAUUUAAUUCGAUUCUAAAGGGGCUAACAAACAGGCCUGGCUCAACUGCUCACAACCGGCUAAACUGCUUACCGUUCCAAACCAACUACCUCUGAAAUGUGGCUGUCUAUGAGAGUAUUUAUAGCCCUUUGCCUUGUGACAUUAUAUUGUGUGGAAGCCCAGACAGAGUUAAUCUUCACCCCCUCAAAUGUACAAACGCGCCAUGUGAAUGUACCCCAAGAAUUAAUUUUUGUUUCAUCGCACAAUCAACCGGGCACCUCUAAACCUGAAAAUCAGGGAAUCUCUCAACUGCUGUUUACCAACUCAGGCCAGGCGAAGCCUUAUGAUGAAUCGAUAUUUGCCACGGCGACCAAUUUCUCUCCUAGGCAAACACAUGAAGAUAGACCACCUGUAUUUGCUUCCACGCCAGCACAAAGUCUACAGAGAGAUUUGGGAGUUCACCUAUUCGCCUCCUCAGCACCAGGCUCAUCAUUCUCGUCAUCCUCAUAUCCCACCACAACGAAAGCUCCUUAUUAUGAUACUACCACCUAUACUCCUUACUUUUCGAAUCCUACCUACCCCACUUAUACUACCUCAGCUCCUUCGUUAGGCUUGGGAAGAUCAACUAUUUUCUCGUCAUCACCCUCCUCACCAUCAUCUGCAUCGUUUGAGACGAAUGUGAAACUACCACUUGGUCCUCCUGUGUUUGCCUCCAACAACGUUCAGUCUUCUUCACCCAGCCGAACUUCAACAGAUUUUGGCACCUUUGCAGAGGGAAGUUUACUCAAUGUUUCCAAAGGUGCUGAAGAAUUUUCCUUGGAAUUGUUGGCCAAAAUCUCCAAUGAACACUUGUCUGUGCCACAUCGCAGCUAUAUGGUCUCACCUCUAUCGGUAUGGUCUCUCUUGGUCCUGCUUACUGAAGGUGCUGAAGGCAAUACCUUAACAGAACUGCGUAAUAUCUUGAGAAUCCAAAAUGAUAGUCCACAAAGUUUGAGGUCAGCCUAUCGUCAGAUAAAUCAGCGUUUAAACACUGUCACUAAUUUCGUAGAGCUCGCUGCCUAUCAGGCCAUCUAUACUGAUAUCUAUAAGCCCGUUCAACAUGACUACGAAGAUAUUAUAGCCCGGGAAUAUCGCUCUGUGCUAACACCGGUUAAUUUUGCCGAUGUCAAUACGACGUUUGUUAAAAUCAAUGAUGAAAUAGCCAAAGCCACCAGAGGCUUAUUGCGUCACAGUGUCUUGCCACAAGAUUUGAUAGGUGUUCAACUUUUAAUGAUCUCGUCAUUAUAUUUCAAAGGAAAAUGGAAGUUCCCUUUUGAAUCUUACAACACCCAUUGGGUGCCUUUCCAUGAUGAGGCUGGCAAUGUAACUGGCAAUGUGGAAAUGAUGAUGCAAACUGGCAGUUUUAAUUAUGCCCAAAUAAAGGCCAUAGAUAGUCAUGUGUUGGAGUUGCCUUAUGGUGAAUCUAAUCGCAUGUCCAUGUUGGUUAUUCUACCCAAGAAAGGCACAACAUUGAAUUAUGUGAUGAACUCUUUGCGAAGUAUGGGCAUUUCUUCGAUGAUGCAAAAACUCGAUGAAGAGGAACGAAAGACAGCUGAAGACGGGUUUCCACCAGACGUUGAAGUAUAUUUACCAAAAUUUACCACUCAAUCACAUUUUUCCAUACGAUAUAUUUUGGAAAAUAUGGGUCUAAUUGAUGUCUUCCAACCUUCCUUUGCUAAUCUGACGAAAAUUUCCAAAGAUGUGUUUGUCUCCAGCAUAUUCCAGUCGACACGUAUAAUUGUCAAUGAAGAGGGCACCGAAGCUGCUGCAUUGUCUGUUGCUGCUUUGAUCAAUAAGGCAUCACCAGUGAGAUUUUAUUUCGAUCGUCCGUUUGCCUAUUUAAUUGUAGAGAAAACAGCAAAUCUUCUACUAUUUGCUGGUGAAAUAAAAUCACAUUUGUAAAUGGAAAGUUAAAAA
Messenger RNA from Stomoxys calcitrans (stable fly), 2282 nucleotides. RefSeq names its product serine protease inhibitor 77Ba-like. Lineage: Eukaryota; Metazoa; Arthropoda; Insecta; Diptera; Muscidae. The transcript is spliced from 6 exons. Gene Ontology annotation, molecular function: serine-type endopeptidase inhibitor activity. The record is from RefSeq and is a predicted model, not a curated record. Bases 444 to 2267 code for a protein of 607 amino acids.